CAUAUACUGAGGAUCUGUUCCUUAAAGAUGAUAGUAUCGCGCAACUAUGGCAAGCCAGUGGUUGGGUGCAGCAAAACAGCUUUGGAUAUUUGAAAAGCUUGACACUAUGGAGAUGUGAUAGUGUAGUGCAUGUAAUUCCAUCUCAUUUGCUUUCUUGCUUUCCCAAUUUGGAAGUGUUAGAUGUAUGGCGUUGCAGUAAUGCAGAGGUGAUAUUUAAUAUGAAUGAUGAGAACAGGGUGAUAACAAAACCUUCCCCAAUAUUCCGUCUGAAAUCACUGUAUUUAAGUCAUCUACCAAAACUGGAGCAUGUAUGGGAGAAGGAUCCGGAGGGAAUUAUGGGCCUUCAAGUGCUAGAGGAAAUGAAAGUUGAUGAUUGUGGGCGUCUUAAAAGUUUGUUUCCAGCAUCCUUGGCCACCACAGAUCUCACCAGACUUCGACUGCUUGAGGUAAGAAGGUGUAAGGAAUUAAGAGAGAUAUUUGGGAAGGAUGAAAAAGUUGGAGAAGGAACAACACAACACUCUGCGUUUCCUCCUCUCACCACAUUGACACUGGAGCAAUUGCCACGCCUCACUAUCCACUGCUCCAAACAACAGGAGAGUACAUCAAAUUUGAGUGAGGAAGAUAUACAAGAGUUAUGUCUUGGCUCACGGUCCAUUCCAAACUCCUACUUCCGUCUCUUAGAAUCUCUGACUCUGGAUGGUUGUCAGGUUUUAUCAGAUGUACUGCUACCGUUCAAUUUACUUCAUUUCUUAACUAAUCUGGAAACAUUGGAAGUUCGAAACUUUGAUUAUGUCAAAAUCAUCUUUGAUGUCAAAUGUACAACACAAGAGAGAGAGGUGGCAUCUAUGGGACAAAUUUCUCUAAAGAAAUUGGUUGUAUCCAAGCUGCCAAAUCUAGAGAAUGUAUGGAAUGAUAAUCCUUAUGGAAUUCUAACCUUACACCACCUACAAGAAUUACAUGUUGAGGAAUGUAAAGCUCUUACAAGUGUGUUUCCACCAUCAGUAGCCAAAGAUGUUGUAGAACUUGAAAAUCAAGUAGUGGAGGAUGUACUGCUUCCUUUUAGUUUGCUUCCUUUUUUAACUAAUUUGGAAACGUUGGAAGUUCGAAACUGUGAUUCUGUCAAAUCCAUUUUUGAUGUCAAAUGUGCAACACUGGACAGAGAUAUGACAUCUGUGGGACAAACCCUCCCCUUUUCUCUAAAGAAAUUGGUUGUAUCCAAGCUGCCAAAUCUAGAGAAUGUAUGGAAUGAUAAUCCUUAUGGAAUUCUAACCUUACACCACCUACAAGAAUUAUAUGUUGAGGAAUGUAAAGCCCUUUCAAGUGUGUUUCCACCAUCGGUAGCCAACGACGUUAUAGAAUUUGAAAAUCAAGUAGGGGAAGAUGUACUGCUACCGUUUAGUAUGCUUCAUUUCUUAACUAAUUUGGAAACGUUAGAAGUUCGAAACUUGGAUUCUGUCAAAGUCAUUUUUGAUGUCAAAUGUACAACACAAGGCAGAGAUGUGACAUAUAUGGGACAAACCCUUCCUUUUUCUCUGAAGAAAUUGAAUGUAUCAAAGCUGUCAAAUCUGAAGAAUGUUUGGAAUGAAGAUCCUCAAGUAAUUCUUAGCAUGCACCAUUUACAAGAAGUUUGUUGUGAGGAAUGCGAAGGCCUUACAAGUGUGUUUCCAGCAUCAAAAGACAAGUAUCUUCUGAAACUUGAAAAUCUAGUAGUGAAAGACUGUAAAGGAUUGAUGACUAUUUUUGCAGAGGAUAAUAUAGAUCCAAGAACAAAGCUAGAGCUUACAUGUCCCUUUGUGAGAUCAUUGGAACUUGAGGGUUUGCCCAACUUCAAGUAUUUUUACUACAGCUCACUGUAUCUAGAAUCACAUACCGAGAAUAAAGUCGGUAGUGAAAAGUUAUUAAAGUGCUUGUCAUUGGGGGAAACUGGAGUAAAUAUGAUUUUGCGAGGAGAAUUUCAGCCAAACCUCCUAGACAACAUAAAAGCACUUACUCUGUGCUUGAGUUCGGAUUUAUUUGGAUAUAGAAUACUAGAACGGUUUCCAAAUAUAGAGAAACUUGUGGUGUGUGAUGGUUCCUUCAAGGAGAUGUUCUGUUGUGAAAGUCCUAAUAAUGUGUUACAUCAGCUGAAAGUAUUACGGUUGGAGUCCCUUAAAGUGCUGGUUUCCAUUGGGUUAGAGAACUCUUGGACUGAUUCAUUUGUCAGAAACUUAGAAACCUUUGAAGUCAUUAGUUGUGAGAGUUUAGAAAACUUGGUAGCAUGCACAGUGUGUUUCUCCAAUCUGAUAUGUUUGAAAGUAGAAGGUUGUCAUAGCUUAUCAUAUUUGUUGACAUCCUCAACAGCCAAGAGUUUGGGUCAACUUAAAAGAAUGGAGAUAAAAAAUUGUGAUUCAAUUGAAGAGAUAGUGUGUAAGGAGGAAUCAGAUGAGGAUGAGAUAAUAUUUGCGAAGCUCAGUUGUUUAAAUCUUGAAUUGUUAUUUAAGCUGAAAAGCUUCUACAGAGGGAGUUUAAGUUUCCCAUCCUUGGAGGAACUGUCAGUAACAUAUUGUAGGGAGAUGAGAACUUUUUGUGUAGGAAGUGUAGACGCAGGCAAGUUGUCUCAAGUAAAAUUUAAAUACGAAGAGGUUAUUCCAUUGGAAACCGAUCUCAACUCAAUUAUGUGGAAGAAAUAUCUGAGAGAGAUAUCACGGCUUGAUCUCAACAGUAGUAAACCAGAACUACGAGAGAUAUGGAGUGGCUCACUGUCUAUAUCCAACUUCUGUUUCAGUAAGUUGGCCACAUUGAUUGUAGAGGACUGUCCCUUUUUAUCAGAUGCAGUAAUACCUUUCCAUUUAUUUCCCCUAUUAUCCAAAUUGGAAACAUUGCAAGUUCGAAACUGUUAUUCUGUCAAAACCAUAUUUGAUGUCAAAUCUACAACACAAGACACAUCAAUUACUUUUCCUCUGAAGACAUUAGUUCUAUGGAAGCUGCCAAAUCUGGAAACCCUUUGGAAUGAAGAUACAGAUGGAAAUCCAGGUCAUCCAGAAGGAACCAAUCCCAAGCUUACGUUCCCCACUCUGACGUCAUUGACGCUAUGGGAUUUGCCCAACUUCAACCAUAAUAUUCAUGAUGCAACACCAACAUCUGAGCUAAUUAUACCCAACUUAGAGGAUCUGACAGUGGGUAAAAAUGAAUUAAAGAUGAUUGUGGACGGAGAAUUUCAGACAAACCUUUUACACAACUUAAAAGUUCUCGGUCUGUCCUUUGAUAAUGAGUGUGAUGAAUUUCCGGAGUAUGGAUUUCUACAACAGUUGCCAAAUGUAACGAAGCUUAUGGUGUGGAGUAGUUCCUUCAAGCUCAUUUUCUGCCAUCAAAGACCUAAUAAUAGUGAACUUCUAUUACAGCUCAAACAAUUACGCUUGGAGUGCCUUGAAAAGCUCGUUUACAUCGGCCAAAAGUUUGGGUCGACUUGA
Messenger RNA from Vigna unguiculata (cowpea), 3449 nucleotides. RefSeq lists its product as uncharacterized. Gene Ontology annotation, molecular function: protein binding; ATP hydrolysis activity; ADP binding. NCBI's taxonomy places the organism in Eukaryota, Viridiplantae, Streptophyta, Magnoliopsida, Fabales, Fabaceae. The record is from RefSeq and is a predicted model, not a curated record.